CAGCUUUAUCUCCUCUCCCUCAAUUCAGUCCUCCAAAUCUAUAUCCCUAAUAUCUUCAUCGUCUAAUCUCGACUUCAUCUUCCCCAGCUCUCUAUCUCAGUUAAGGUAUUGUGAUUCUUUGGCUGUUUCAUGGCUUCCACUGCAGGCCUGUAAGUUUCCAAAAUUCGCAGCUGUGGGUUUUACCGGGAAAGUAGCGUAGAAUUGGAGGAGAUUCGGUCAAAAUCGGCGACGUGCUAAAAUAUCACCGGCCAGCUCCGAUCAAUCCGGACAGAUUAUUUGCUACGCUUCUCUCUCCCCAUAUUCCUAGGGUUUCGUAUCGUCUCUCUCUCUAUCAAAAUUCCAAAUUGUCGCUUCCCUCCAUCUCUCCCCUGACCUUCUCGCCGGUCGGUGCAUUUUCCCGGAAAAUUUCGUAUUUUCCGAAAAUAAACCCGACCCGCGACUGAUUCCCCCGUCCGAUUCCUCUGAAUUACUCUUCCCCCGAUUUUGAUUUCUCUUCCUCUCGAAGAUUGAUUUGAUUGAUCAGAAUAUCUGUUUGCUUUGGGUUGACAUUGCUUUGGCGAUCGUCAAACUUUUCAGGGACCUUGGAGGAAGAGAGAAGGCGGGAAUCGUCGGCCAAUUGUUAUUACAUGGCGAGUCAAGGCGGCUCUUCGAGGAAAAGUUCAACGUUCUCUAGCGCCCCUGUCAACGGCCGGAGGAACUCCAGCGCUGACAUGGGAGCAGCUGGUGACCGGUCGCGAAAAUCAUUCGUCAUUUCUCGUCCUGUGGGUUUAACUGGAGAGCGGACUGUAAAGCGAUUGCGGUUGUCAAAGGCUUUAACGGUACCUGAAAGUACAAGUAUAUAUGAUGCCUGCCGGCGAAUGGCUGCUCGAAGAGUUGAUGCCUUGUUGCUGACUGAUUCAAAUGCAUUACUCUGUGGAAUCCUUACGGACAAGGACAUAGCAACAAGGGUCAUUGCACGGGAGAUCAAUCUUGAGGAGACUCCAGUUUCUAAAGUAAUGACCAGGAACCCGGUUUUUGUUCUCUCUGACACUCUGGCUGUGGAAGCUUUGCAGAAAAUGGUACAAGGGAAAUUCAGACAUUUGCCUGUUGUAGACAACGGGGAGGUCGUCGCCUUACUUGAUAUAGCCAAGUGUUUGUAUGAUGCUAUUGCUCGUAUGGAAAGGGCUGCUGAAAAGGGGAAGGCAAUUGCUGCAGCUGUUGAAGGUGUCGAAAAAAAUUGGGGUCCUUCUGUUUCUGGACAAAAUUCUUUCAUCGAGACACUUCGGGAACGGAUGUUCAGACCUUCCUUAUCGACAAUAGUUCCAGAGAAUUCAAAGGUUGUAACAGUUUCACCAACUGAAACAAUUUUGGCAGUGACAAAGAAGAUGCUUGAAUCUCGGUCAAGCUGUGCUGUGGUUAUAGUUGAUGAUAAACCACGGGGAAUUCUUACUUCAAAAGACAUCUUGAUGCGGGUGAUAGCACAAAACCAUGCCCCAGAUUCCAUGCUUGUUGAAAAGGUCAUGACGCCUAAUCCCGAGUGUGCUACGACUGAUACACCAAUUGUUGAUGCCUUACAUACUAUGCACGACGGAAAGUUUUUGCACCUUCCUGUUGUGGAUAAGGAUGGUGUUGUAGUUGCCGUUGUAGAUGUGAUUCACAUAACUCAUGCUGCCGUGGCCACAGUUGGAAAUGCCGGAGCAGUAAAUAAUGAGGCCACGAGUACAAUGAUGCAGAAGUUUUGGGAUUCUGCUAUGGCAUUAAGUCCUCAUGAUGAUGAUGAUGAAUCUCGAAGGUUUCAUUCUUCUCUUCUUGAGGGAUCCUUGAAAAUGAAUUCCGAAGGAACAGAGUCAGGGAGAACCCUUCCCUAUCCAUCAUCAUUGGUACCAAAUACAUUUUCUUUCAAGAUUGAAGAUAAAAGAGGGAGGAUGCACAGAUUUACAUGUGAGACUCGAAGUUUGACGGAUCUAAUAACAGCAAUUCUUCAACGACUUGGGAACGAUAUUGACCGCAAUAACUUGCCUCAAAUUUUGUAUGAAGAUGAAGACCAUGACAAAGUUGUUAUCGAGUGUGACAAUGAUCUAUCAACUGCCGUAGAGCAUGCAAGAGUGACCGGUUUAAAGGGUUUGAAAUUGCAUCUAGACUAUUCGGGAGUUAGGGGUCACAGAAGAGGGUCGGAGAGGCAACAGACUAGUUCAGGAAGUUUAGAUUAUGCACAAGGAGAUGCGUGGGCAUCGGCUUAUAGCACAGUGGCAGCAGGUGCAGCAUUGGUUGCUGGGUUAGGGUUUUUCGCAUAUUUGAAGAGAUCCGGUAAUUGAUACACACGCUUGCCUGGUAAAUGAUUUUGUAUUUAGUUGAUAGCCAGCUUGGUGUAUUCUGAAUCAUGAACUUGACUGAAGUUGAAGGGCAAUACUACUUGGAGGGUUUUUGUAGCCAUAUAUUGGCCCGUGAAAGAGCGGUUUGGUGCUUGUUUGCAAUUUUUUUCUCUGCUGCGGUGUAAGCAUUGAUCGUUUGCUUUGUUGUAUUGACGGGAAGUUGUGUACAUAGAAUAAAAACAAUGAGCCUGGUGGUUUUUAUGGCUUAGUGGUAGUGAGUUGUCCACUCAUUGCGUGAACUGUGAAGACUGAAAAGGACAGUACCUGCGGAGGGAAAGAAGUUAAGUGUUUCUAGAUCGAAUCGUUCUUUAUUAUGUAUUGUUUCCGUUAAAGUUUGGGACGGAAUGGCUAUAUUAGUGUAUUUUUCAAAAAGUGGCUAUUAUUGUCACAACGCGAAUAGUUAUGGCUAUGAAAGUGUACUUUGCCUAAU
Messenger RNA from Linum tenue, 2781 nucleotides. Lineage: Eukaryota; Viridiplantae; Streptophyta; Magnoliopsida; Malpighiales; Linaceae. The record is from the annotation of a GenBank genome assembly.